Molecule: messenger RNA, 2181 nt
Organism: Paramisgurnus dabryanus
Lineage: Eukaryota; Metazoa; Chordata; Actinopteri; Cypriniformes; Cobitidae
Source: RefSeq, a predicted model, not a curated record
UGUUGCCAUUUUAUAGGCUAGUGUUGACCGUGUAAUUUGUAAGCCGAAGAUACGAAAAACAAGGAAUAGUUUUUAUGGAAUAUAACGGUUUAUCAGUGUUACAAUCUUCUCAGCAUCCAAAGCGCCUUGCGCGUAAAACACGCGAUUAAUCGCCCAAUCACCGUUACAUUUUUGUUUUUCCUUUAUCAAACUUUAUUCCACGAAGAUUUUAAACAUGUCUAAGGAACCGGAUAAAACUUCUACUGGGACAGAAAGCUCAGCUUUUCUUGGCGAUGUAGACUCUGAUUGCGCGUCGUCUCCAUCAAUGUCUGACGACCAAGAAUCCCAUUCGCAACUGGGCACCAGUAAUAAGCCGAAUAUUGAAGAGGAUGGCCGCUUUCCUCCGUGCAUAAGAGAUGCUGUGUCGCAGGUUCUCAAAGGCUAUGACUGGUCCUUGCUCCCGAUGCCUAUGCAUGGUAACAGGUCUUUAAAAGAUAAGCCUCAUGUAAAGAGACCCAUGAACGCUUUUAUGGUGUGGGCGCAGGCUGCGCGCAGAAAACUGGCAGAUCAGUACCCCCAUCUCCAUAACGCAGAGCUCAGCAAGACCUUGGGCAAGUUGUGGAGGCUGCUCUCUGAGAAUGAGAAGAGACCGUUUAUAGAAGAGGCAGAAAGACUGAGGGUCCAGCACAAGAAAGACUAUCCAGAUUAUAAAUACCAGCCACGAAGACGAAAGAGCAUGAAGCCGGGUCAAAGUGAGUCAGACGAGAAGAAUCAUCAUCCCUCGGAUCAUAUAUACAAGGCAGAACCAGUGCAAUCGCAUGGCCCUCCUACGCCUCCCACCACCCCUAAGGCAGAUCAGCAUCAAGGAGCGAAACUAGAGUCAAGGCGUGCAUCAGAAAAUGUGAGGCAGAACAUUGACUUCAGCAACGUGGAUAUAUCAGAGCUCAGCAGUGAUGUCAUUUGCAGCAUGGGACCCUUUGAUGUACGUGAGUUCGAUCAGUACCUGCCGUUAAACGGCCACGGAGCGGUUAACAUUGAAAACAGCAGUGGGCAGCACUCCAGUCCUGGCUGCUUCAGUUCCUACCAUCAUCAUCAUGCCCACAGCAGUGUUUCGACGUGGAACAAAGACUCUGCAUCGCCAUCCACAUCCUUGCAUAAUGGUACAAAUGAGUCAAGCCAACAAAGGCCGCUCAUUAAAACAGAACAAUUAAGCCCCUCUCAUUAUGGAGAGUCACACGGGUCACCGAUCCAAUCUGAACUGGGAUCAUCCUCCGUUUCCAACUCCCUGACUGACUGUUCUGACCUACACAACUCCACUUACUAUACUACGUUUUCAGGGUACCCUUCCAGUAUCUAUCAGUAUCCAUACUUCCAUUCCUCCAGAAGGUCAUAUGUAACCCCUGUAUUGAACACUUUGUCCAGUCCAUCCCAUAGUCCCGGGGCAAGCUGGGAACAGCCAGUGUACACGACUUUAACGCGGCCCUAAUGUUUUUGUUGUGUGUGGCAUUUGAAUGUAUAUACUGUGCAGUAGGAUACCCAAAAAUGCCAUUGUCGGCAGCUCACUGAGAGGGGUGUGACCCAUUGAUUUUGGACAUAAAUGUUUAUGUUGCAUUUUAAUAGACUUUUCUGGUAUUUGCUUUUACAGAAUGCUUCAGAGUUAUAUAAACAAGUUAUAGUUCGAAAUUAGGAUUUGAUAAACAAGUUUGAAGUCAAUGUAAAGUAUUUCAUGUCAGAUUAUUAUUAUCAUCAAUAAAUGUAACUGUUUAUAAAACACUGUGUCUGAACAUGUUGCUGUUUUCUGAAGCCAUUGAAUCACACACUGUAAAAAAAUGCAGGUUUAUGUCUAAUCAACAUAUUUUUAUGUUACUAUAAUUUAAAUAAUUUCAAUUUUUUUAUAAGUUAUGCCAACUUAUCACAGGUUGAAACUUAAAAAAAUAGGUUGGAUUGACUUACAAAACCAAGUUGUUUUUACUUCAUGCUGCAUUUUUUUUACAGUGCACUUGUCAGUUACAAUGAUUUUACCAUCAAAGGGGUCACGAAGCGAAGCAGCAUGUGGCUUAGUUAUUGUUUUAUUCUUUUCUGGUUUGAAUAAAAAGUGGGACACUGUAGAAGCCAAUAACUUCAGUCAAUAUUCAGCACAUUAUUUAAAAACGCAAUUACAGUUUUCUUAUUACUUCUAUGCUAUUAAAAAUUGUAUUUACA